Molecule: messenger RNA, 426 nt
Organism: Fraxinus pennsylvanica
Lineage: Eukaryota; Viridiplantae; Streptophyta; Magnoliopsida; Lamiales; Oleaceae
Source: the annotation of a GenBank genome assembly
AUGGAGUUCUGCAGAAUUCAUAUACUAGUAUUUGUACCAUUGUUUCUAUUUCCGGUUGAUAAUGGAUGGGGAAUCGAUGGUCAUCUCAUCGUUCGCCAGAUUGCUCAGCCAAGGUCGAGCAAAGCUGCAGCAGAUGCUUUGGAAAACUUAUUGCCAGUCUAUGCAGAUAAUGAUUUGGGGAGCGUUUUGUUCUUAGGCAGACCCUGUCAAGUUCUUCCGUCAACACAGUGUCGUGACACUGCUGCGAACGCUUCGCGAUGCUACAGUCCUUUGGCGCCAACUAUGCUGGGUUUGGUGGGGCGGCGAUUUGGUGAUUGUUUGGUAGACCUGGUGGUUGUGGUCACAAGAAGAGAUGGUGGUGAUGUUGGUUGCGGUGACGGACUUGAUGUUUUUGUUGGUGGGGUGGUGGCUGUGGUCAGUGGCUGA